GGAUAACAAACACAUCAAGAACUAACGGAACCCCGCCGGAACAUGGAAUGAUCACACACACACACACACUCACACACACACACAAACACACACACACACACUCACACACACACUCACACACACACACACACACACACAGCUGGUGGACGCACUGUGGAUUUUAAGUGUUUUGCUGAAGGAUUUACUGGUUUACGAGGAGAACGAGGAUCAAAGAGCCUGAGAGGAUGAACUGAGGAAACCCAACAAUCAUGGAUCUAAGGAGGCUUCAGUACCUCAUCCUACACACACUCUACACCCCCGUACUACUGCUGUAUAGUACACAAGCUGCGUUUACUGAAAUCCCCACCAGUGUGAGUGUUGGUGAGGGUGAGGAUGUGGAGAUGCCAUGUGCAUUCAGAGCUGUUGGUACGUCUCCGUUUUCACUGGAAAUUCAGUGGUGGUACCUAAAGGAGGCGACGCCAAGAGAUGAAGCGCACACACACAGCGCCAGUCGUGCCAAGGGCGCGCCGAGGGAUGCCACAAAAAUCAGUACGGUCCGGGUUCAGGGCAACGCCAUUUCCCACAAGCUCAGCCUGUCCCAUGUGGGGAAGAGGGACGAGGGCGUGUACGAGUGCCGGGUGCUGGAUUUAUAUUCGGAUGAGACGCAGGACUUUAAAGUGCGGGCGACGCUGAGGGUGAGGCCGCGGGACGGCAUGCUGGCCGAGGAGGCCGUGUCUCACAUCCAGAACCGCUGGACUCUAAAGAGUGCAGAACGUUCCACCCACCUUCCUGAUCAGGGCAAAGCUGUCAUCAUCCCUCCAUCAUCAUCCUCACUCACCUCUGCCACCAGCUCACCGGGCACCGCCAACGCCUCCAUCAGACAGCAGCAGAACGAGCAUGGUUCUGCUGCCGUUGUGACGGUGGAUCUGCUGCUCUGCAUCACGCAGCUGAUUCUUCCUUCACUCUUCCAUUUAUUCAUGUAACCACCAACCACACCAAACUACAACUGAGCAUCAAAAAUGUACAAUUUAGUAACCUAUGAUCCCAAAUACGGAUCCAGCAUUUGAAGAUGGAAGAGCAAAUUCAUUAGAGAUGAACAGAGAACUGGAACAAUUAACCUGGUCUGCAUUAGACGCAUGAAAAAAAAUGAAAUAUAAAAAUCCAAGUUCAUGUAAUUAGAUCUCACAAAGAUGAAUAUUUAUUCAUUUCUAAUUUUAUACAUGUAGGUUAUUUUGAACAUUUGAUAAAGGAAAUAAUUGUUUAGUAAAAGCGAGGCUGUGGGUUCGAUGUUUGAUUCAUGCAUGAACUGUUGAUCGUUUCUUUUUGUUUCUCAUGAUGUAACCAAAAUUGUGUGUUUCGUCAGAUUUCCUCCGUAUUAAAUGUGAUGUAUAUUUUACAUAAUUUAACACAUUCAUUGUUGUUUGUCUUUAAUAAUGUUUAUUUCUAUUACAGAUGUGAUAGUAAAAAUUUAGUAAUAAUAAAGAAAAUGCUUUGUUCUAAACACCAGGUAAAA
This is a messenger RNA of Trichomycterus rosablanca, 1492 nucleotides long. RefSeq names its product V-set and transmembrane domain containing 2B (gene vstm2b). Gene Ontology annotation, cellular component: membrane. The record is from RefSeq and is a predicted model, not a curated record. The coding region runs from base 249 to 962 and encodes 237 amino acids. The transcript is spliced from 5 exons. NCBI's taxonomy places the organism in Eukaryota, Metazoa, Chordata, Actinopteri, Siluriformes, Trichomycteridae.